Aptenodytes forsteri (emperor penguin) is the source of this 963-nucleotide messenger RNA. RefSeq names its product small nuclear ribonucleoprotein U11/U12 subunit 48 (gene SNRNP48). NCBI's taxonomy places the organism in Eukaryota, Metazoa, Chordata, Aves, Sphenisciformes, Spheniscidae. Gene Ontology annotation, cellular component: nucleoplasm; cytosol; U12-type spliceosomal complex. The coding region runs from base 1 to 867 and encodes 288 amino acids. The record is from RefSeq and is a predicted model, not a curated record. The transcript is spliced from 7 exons.
AUGGCGUAUGCCCUGGGGGAGCACUCCCCUGCUGCAGGACAGACUGUGCUCUGCCAGGCGCUGGCUGCUUACUCCGUGCCCUUUGCUAGGCUAGAUGCUGAGAACUUGGUUGCAACUUUGCCAAACAGGUCUGUGAUAUUUUUGUCUUCUCUGUCUGCAGAUAAAGAUCUACAGUUUCACAUUGUUAAGCAAGCUAGAGCUCAAAGUGCGAAAGAAGGUACAGGCUACAGCGAAAGAUCUUACUCAUUACUGCCUGUAGAAGUUCCUCAAAAUCACAAGCGUUUCACCUGUGACCUGACUCAAGCUGAUCGCCUUGCUCUUUAUGAUUAUGUUGUUGAGGAAACAAAGAAACAGAGGUCUAGAUCCCAAAUCACGGAAAAUGACAGUGACCUCUUUGUGGAUUUAGCAGCGAAAAUCACCCAAGAUGAUAGUCAGAAAGGUCCAAAGUCCCAUCUUGAAAUUCUGGCUGAAAUGCGAGACUACAAAAGGCGGCGGCAGUCAUACAGGGCUAAGAAUGUUCAUAUAACAAAGAAGUCUUACACUGAGGUGAUUCGGGAUGUGAUUGGUGUGCAUAUGGAAGAACUAAGCAAUCACUGGCAGGAGGAGAAUAGGUUGGAUAAUGCAGAGAUAUGUGAAGGAGGGAAGUCAAAAUCUUCAGGAAGAAAGGAAGACAGGCGGUCAGCUUCAGUGGACUCACGGCAGUCUGGAGAAAGCUAUAAGGAUACUGAACGCACCAGACAUAAGAGAGAGACCAGCAGGAGUCCAAAUAAACGAAAAAGGAGUCAUGAAAGAGGCAAAGACAGAGAUUCUCGGAGAAAAAGAGAGAGGGAUGAAGACAAAUAUCACAGCCAUAACAGAAGAAAGUAGAAACAAGAACCUGAUUAUUUUGUUUGUCAGCUGUUCAAAAAGUUUCCUGCACAGGAACUAUCGUUACUGCUGUUGUGCCAGGGACAGUAAUGCUGU